Molecule: messenger RNA, 2104 nt
Organism: Toxorhynchites rutilus septentrionalis
Lineage: Eukaryota; Metazoa; Arthropoda; Insecta; Diptera; Culicidae
Product: protein yellow-like
Exons: 4
Coding region: 206-1660 (484 amino acids)
Cellular component (GO): extracellular region
Source: RefSeq, a predicted model, not a curated record
AGCCUCGGUAGCCAUCGGUUCGUAACAUGAUUGGUAGUUGCAAGCGCGGCUAGUGGUAUAAAAUCGGUGAUUUGUGCGAUCGUCAAGAACGUUUGGAAUUUUGAUUCGUCGAAUUAACAGUUUACUGAAGGAAUUAACAAACAGAAACGCCACAAAAAAAAACAAGAUAAGAGUGCUGGUGAAGGUAACCGAAAUCACUUUCCCAAUGGCUCGGAUUAGUUCGAGGGCAGUCGUACGAUUGCUGGCGUUGGUUUUGGUGGUCGUGUUGCCAGCAGCCAGCGGGUAUUCACCGUUCAAACGCUCCUAUUUCGUUCCGCUUAUUCGACCCGAAGGCAACUCGUCACAGUCAGCAGUGCUUGCGGAUCAGUAUCUUCCUCCCGGCGGACUGGAAGCACUCGGUAAUAAACUGGACAAACUUGGCAGCUUUACGACCAGCAAGGGGAAGGACGCUUUUACCGUGAUUUACCAGUGGAAAGUUAUUGAUUUUCUGUAUCCAAGCUUACAGGCGAGAAACAAUGCCAUCCGGUCUAAAGAAUUUAUCCCCGAAAACAAUCUUCCCUUGGGGGUGGACCGCUUCCGCAACCGUCUGUUCAUUACUACCCCACGAUGGAAUCCAGGUGUUCCUGCUACUCUGUCGUAUCUUCCGUUACCCGUUGAAGAUCCCAGCCUUCCCCUGAUCCCGUAUCCGGAUUGGAGCUUCCACACAUCGCCCAGCAACCCGGACUGCAGUAAGCUGGUGUCUGUGUAUCGAAUCUUCGUCGACGAAUGCGACCGCUUGUGGGUUCUCGAUGCCGGUGUCAUCGACACACUGACCAAUCUGCAGCAGAUCUGUCCACCGAAAGUUCUAGCAUUCAACCUUCAGACGGAUGAGCUGCUGUUCACAUACGUCCUUCCGGCAGACCAGGUUAAACAAGACUCACUACAUACCAACAUCGUGGUGGACAUACGGGAUGGACAGUGCGACGAUGCUUUCGCGUAUGUAGCGGACGUUUGGCGUUUCGGAAUCACGGUGAUCAGUCUGCGUGAGUUCAAGAGCUGGAGAACCACCAAUUAUCUGUACAAUCCGAACCCCUUUGCGAGCGACUACAAUUACAACGAGCUGAACUUCCAGUGGUCGGACGGGGUCUUCGGGAUGUCGUUGUCUCCGGUUCACCGCGACGGUGAUCGUAUGCUGUUCUAUCAUCCCAUGUCUAGCUUCACGGAAUUCCAAGUGCUAACCUCAGUGCUUCAGAACGAAACCAUCUGGCAGAACUUCGGUUUGGCGAAGGCCUUCCAACCGAUCGGUAGCCGCGGCAAGGCGGGUCAAUCUUCAACCUCCGGAGUGACCCGAAACAACGUCCAGUUCUUCACGCUGGUGCAGCAGAGCGGAGUGGGCUGCUGGGAUCUGGCCAAACCUUACAACCGCAACAAUUUGGGUGUCGUCGAACGGAACCCGGACAAGCUGACCUUCCCCAACGAUCUGAAAGUGGAUCGCGAGGCUAAACAAUCGGUUUGGGUCAUCAGUAACAAGCUGCCGGUUUUCCUGUACUCGAAGCUGGACUACAAGCAGAUUAAUUUCCGUGUGUUGACCGCGGAUGUGCAAAGCGCCAUCCAGGGUACGCCGUGUGAUCCGGGUAACCCGGCGAAUCUGGUUUUCAAGCAGGAGGAAUGCUAUCAGUAGAAACGGAUUUUGUAAUAUAGAUGGUAAUGUAAUCUAAAUAUGUAUUUUGAAGCUAAAUGUCAGUAUAGUAAAUAAGUUAAUCAUAAUAGUAUGGCUGUUCUUUCAAGAGAUUUCCCUUAGAAUAAAGUUGUUCUUUUAUAUGCUAAUACAGGUCGGACUCGCUUAUCCGGAGUAUUUUAUUUUUGAUUUUGAUAUUUCUUAUUCUUACAUCGGAAUUUACAAAUAAUUUGUAUAAUAAUUCCAUAUUAAAUAAUCAAUAUAGAUAUCAAAUGAAAGGGAUUGAUUAGUAGAACAUAGUUAUUUAUGAAAAAUACAAAUCCAAAAUGGCCGCCACCACAAGAUGGCGUCAUAUAUAUUUUUUUCACAAUCCCAUCAAUAUGGGUAUCAAAUUAAAGGGAUUGACUAGUAGAUCACAGUUAUUUAUGAAAAAUCCAAAUCCAAGAU